CCGGAUUCAUUCCUGUGGGGCGCGGGGCAUGGAGGAGCUGUGCGGCCGCAGACGGAGCGGGGCAGUCCGGGCGACAGGGACAACGGUUUCCAUUUGAAGGGGCGGCCGGAGCCGGAGCAGCGGACGGCGGGAGUACCAGCCCCGGGGCAGUUUGGUGCUCUGCUUCUCCGAUGUUGGAAUGCGAUAGGACUGAACAUACUCUCGGUGGUUUUAUAUCCGUUCUGGGGCGCGGUGACUAACAUUGAACUUUGGCUCCUGUAACUUGCCUGCGUGGAGAGUUAAGCUGGAGCUUUGCUUUGAAGGAUAAAUAAAGCUCAGCCUCCCGACUGGACAUAAAUGGAUCUAAAGACAGCCGUGUUCAACGCAGCGCGCGAUGGCAAACUCCGGCUGCUCACCAAGUUGCUGGCUAGCAAAUCUAAAGAGGAGGUUUCCUCCUUGAUCUCGGAAAAAACAAAUGGGGCCACCCCACUGUUGAUGGCUGCCAGGUAUGGGCACCUCGACAUGGUGGAGUUCCUUCUAGAGCAGUGCAGUGCUUCCAUAGAAGUUGGGGGCUCUGUCAAUUUCGAUGGGGAAACCAUUGAGGGGGCCCCCCCUUUAUGGGCCGCUUCUGCAGCAGGACAUCUGAAGGUUGUCCAGUCUUUGUUAAAUCACGGAGCAUCUGUCAACAACACGACCUUAACCAAUUCAACUCCUCUUCGAGCUGCGUGCUUCGACGGCCAUUUGGAAAUAGUGAAGUACCUUGUGGAACACAAAGCCGAUUUGGAGGUGUCCAACCGACAUGGGCAUACAUGCUUGAUGAUUUCAUGCUACAAAGGACACAAAGAGAUUGCUCAGUAUUUACUUGAAAAGGGGGCAGAUGUUAAUAGAAAAAGUGUUAAAGGCAACACUGCGUUGCAUGAUUGUGCAGAGUCUGGAAGCUUGGACAUCAUGAAGAUGCUGCUUAUGUAUUGUGCCAAGAUGGAAAAAGAUGGCUAUGGAAUGACUCCUCUUCUCUCAGCGAGUGUGACUGGUCACACCAAUAUUGUGGAUUUUCUCACACACCAUGCCCAGACCAGCAAGACAGAACGUAUCAAUGCUCUGGAGCUUCUGGGAGCUACGUUUGUAGAUAAAAAAAGAGAUUUACUUGGGGCUUUGAAAUACUGGAAAAAGGCAAUGAACAUGAGGUACAGUGAUAGGACUAAUAUAAUUAGUAAACCAGUUCCACAGACACUAAUAAUGGCUUAUGAUUAUGCCAAGGAGGUAAACAGUGCGGAAGAAUUAGAAGGUCUUAUUGCUGACCCUGAUGAGAUGAGAAUGCAAGCGCUGUUAAUUAGAGAACGUAUUCUUGGUCCUUCUCAUCCUGAUACCUCUUACUACAUUAGAUAUAGGGGCGCUGUCUAUGCCGACUCUGGAAAUUUUAAGCGAUGCAUCAACCUAUGGAAGUAUGCUUUGGAUAUGCAGCAGAGCAAUCUGGACCCAUUAAGCCCAAUGACUGCUAGCAGCUUACUGUCUUUUGCUGAACUCUUUUCCUUUAUGCUACAGGACAGGGCUAAAGGAUUGCUGGGUACUACUGUUACAUUUGAUGAUCUCAUGGGCAUACUGUGCAAAAGCGUCCUUGAAAUUGAGCGAGCUAUCAAACAAACUCAGUGUCCAGCAGACCCAUUGCAGUUGAAUAAGGCUCUUUCCAUCAUUUUGCACUUAAUUUGCUUAUUAGAAAAAGUUCCUUGUACUCUAGAACAGGACCAUUUCAAAAAGCAGACUAUCUACAGGUUUCUUAAACUGCAUCCAAGAGGAAAAAAUAACUUCAGCCCUCUUCAUCUGGCAGUGGACAAGAAUACUACAUGUGUAGGGCGGUACCCUGUUUGUAAGUUUCCAUCUCUGCAAGUUACUGCGAUACUGAUAGAAUGUGGUGCUGAUGUGAACGUCAGGGACUCUGAUGACAACAGUCCCCUACAUAUCGCUGCUCUGAACAACCAUCCAGACAUCAUGAAUCUCCUUAUUAAAUCAGGUGCACAUUUUGAUGCCACAAACUUACACAAACAAACUGCUAGUGACUUACUGGACGAGAAGGAGAUAGCUAAAAAUUUGAUCCAGCCCAUAAAUCAUAUCACAUUGCAGUGUCUCGCUGCUCGUGUCAUCGUGAAUCAUAGAAUAUAUUAUAAAGGGAAUAUUCCAGAAAAGCUAGAGACCUUUGUUUCACUUCAUAGAUGAUAAUUGAAACUGUACUUCAGCACUGUUAAAGCACGACUUGGUAACAGUUGAUUCAUAAAUGAGCACUGUUGUGAUGACACCAGCAUUCAUUUAGCUUGAUAUCAUUGUGCUCUCAUUGGCUAAAGCAUUGUAAGCAUCAAAUUUGCAGGAUUGGUUUCCCAGUAUUUAAUAUAAAUAGACCGUAUAAUAUAUUGUUUGUGAAUUAUUGAGAAAUGUGACGUCAUACUCAAAUUUCUGAAACUGUCUGCCAAAGGCCAUUCUGGUUUUGUUUGCUGUUGGGUGUUAGGGACAGAGUUAACUGUUUUCAGUGAUGUCUUUAUACUUUACUAGUUUGUGAAUUUUAUACAGUUGAAAGUCAUCUUCCCCGGCUCCCCUCUGUCUUCAAAUUUUGCCCGUUUCCACUUUAUUUUUCUCCCUAACUAUUUCCGCUACAAUGUUCCCCGAACCUUUGGAUCCAUGCUAGGUCAUAAACCUUAUGGACUUGUUCACCAUUUGCAGUUACCAUAAGUGCUUUAUCUUCUCUAUGCACCGGCUUAAACUGGACUGUUGUGUGUUGGCAUAUUCUCUAUGCAGCAGUUGGUCAACUUCAACUCAAAACACUGUUUUUCUAAGUUAUGAAGUUCCUGUCACAAGAGCACUCUUACAGCAUGUCAGUUUUUAGAGUUGCCGGUAAGCAAGUUAAGCUCAAGCUUUAAUUUUAUGUUUUGUUUGGUUUUGCUUUGUUUCUUCACAUCUGAGGUUUCUUCAAUCUACAGAAAAUUUUUAUAUGCUAAAUUUGGGAAACAAAUCUUAUUACAACUCAUUAACCCAGUUGAAAUUUAGGUCUGUCAUCUUAGUGUAUCGUGCAGUAAAGGAAGACCUUUCUAAAGUGACCUGCCUCUCAUACUGCUCCAGCGUUGUCCUGCUUGUGCUGAUGGUGUGACUAGGUAUAGAGAAUCUGCUUCAAUUUAACCUCAGAGUUUAUCACACAGCUUAAUGAGUCACAUUGAGCUAUUCAGUCAUUGAACUGCAGACCACUUUUAGUUACAAAAAGGCUAAAGCAUGUCAGUGGCAUGAUGCUUGCCAAGCCAGAUCUAGGCAUCUCAGAUAAUUAAGGUAUUUUAGUAUGCAAUUUACUGCCAUAGUAUCAAAGGUCAAUAACAGUGUUCUUUUUUCCUUUGUUUAUGUAUAUCUUUUAAAGAUAACGUGCAUGAAUUACUUUGAUCUCAAUUAUUUGUCACCCUAUUAAACACAAAAGAUUGCACAGUGAUUUCUGUCCCCUUAAUGAAAGCGCCUCCUUCUCUCCCCUCCCUGCCACUUCCCUUCCCCCAGCUCUUUCUCCCUUCUCCCUCUCAUUUUUUUCCCCUAUCAAAGAUUUGUUAAUGCCACAGAAAGGGCUCUUUUGACUUAAGAUAAGUGAAAAUUCAAACGAUUCAGGUAAUCACUCAGCACUUUACCGUAUUCAGUAGAAUUUAAAAUGGUACAUUGCCCUGGAGAUGUAAUAAGAAAAUUGUUAUGAAUGAAAUGCUCCUUACUUAUUCUAGAAAAACAACAGUCAGUUCACCUGUGAACUUUGUGGUCUGGGUCACUUGGAUUUAGGGGAUGCCAUUUUAUUCUGAGGGUUGAUGUAAUGUUACUUAAAGAAUUGUCAUUGCAAUCACAUUCAUCUUUAUUCAGUAAAAAUUUGUAAUGAAGGGUAGUGAAUAAAGAACAUUAGACUUUUUCAUUAAACAAUUGAGGUUUAAUUCUUUAAAAGGUAUCUUUACUCAUUUUACUGCAUUUUAAAUUAAAUUUUACCAUUGGAAAAAUGGAUUAGCUAUCAAUGGGCUCUUUUCAACCCUUUAAUGAAAAGGUUUUGCUAUGCUUUAUUUACUGUGGGCAAGUCUGAUAAGAUAUUUGAGCUGCUAUAUAUAAGAAUAAUAUACCAUUUAGACAGAUAUUCUAGAAAUAUCAAACUAUUUUGAAAUCAUCUGCCUCUAACUUUGUGGUAUGAAAAUUAUAUGUGAACUAUUUGGGGGGUGUUUUGGUUUUUUUGUUUGUUUGUUUUUUGUUUGAUUGGUUGGUUUGGUUUGGCUUUUGUUUUUUAAGAAAACUUAGCUAUUUUGGUAAAUCAUCAUUGGUUGAUCUCACUUUGGGAUAAAAGAUGACAAUUUGACUUAAAGGGAUUUAAUACCUGCCUCCCUGCUUUGCCCAAAAGAAUCUGGCUUACAUGGUCUUAGCUCCUUCUAAGGCUUACUGUUGUAUGGGUGGACUUGAAUUUCAUAAUCCAUAUGAAAUAAGGAUAUCCUCGCGUAGUGGCUUCCUUCACGAAGAACAGAGAUCUAGAACUGGUCUUUAGUCUUGAAAACCAUGAUGCUGUAUUGCAGUCAGAAUGUGCCUCCCCCGUUUCUGUUUGCCUACUCCAGAAAUGCCCUUGGGAGCUCUUGAAAAGGCAGUGAGGUAGCUCAAAAUUAGCCAUGAUUUUAUUUUAGAAUAAGAUGGUUCAGGUGUGCAACCUCAGAUAACUGUUAGGGCCUUUAUUUGAAAAUUGUGAGACUGAAUGAAAUAAAAUUCAAGUUUGUGGGUUCAUUUUUGUCCAUGGGGAGGAAAUGCUCUAAUGUACGAAUCAAACUAAACUGGACACCAUAGCUUGAUAGUAUUGGCUGGUAUUAAUGUUUAAAUUUCAACAAUGUUUCUCCAGAAAUGCCUCUGAAUUUCAGAUGUUCUACAAUUUUGAUCAUUAUUGUGAGAGAAAUGGUUAUUUUAUUCAGGUACCCGUCUCCUUUCUAAAGGCAAAUGAACUACAGUCUUAAAAGUGUCAUUGUUUUCUUAUCCUUAAGUCUGACAAGCAUAAGCCCCAAUCAGCAAGUUAACUUGGUGCCCUUUAUGAUUUUGAAGUUAAGUGAUUGCUCAUUUACAAAGAAGUAAUUUGCAAUACUUUUUAAAAACCCCAUUUACUGUAAGUUGAGAAAUUGUUUAGGUUAUAGUUUGAAAUUUAGCUUCUUAAAAUCAAAUUGCCCAGCAGAACCCUUCGCUGAAUGCACAGGUGUGUUCAUCCCUGUAAGUAUUUCCCAGUAGGGGCUGGGUGAGGAGUAGUGCUCUUACACCCUAGUCAGCAGCACCAUUGCUUGGAACCUGGACCACUUUAAAGUUAGGUAUAAAGGAAACUUGAAGUGCUUGUCAUCUUUUUUCUCUUCCCUCUUGUGUAUCACCAGACAACUAUCUUCUCUCCCUUUUGUUGGUGCCCAUUGUGUAUCUUUUAAAAGAAGUACUGUAUCCAGAUGCCAGCCAAUAAAUUGUCACACAAUGGAAAAAGAGUAUGCCACAGCAUUGUAAGGUUUAAUAAAAUUUAAGUUUGCACCAAA
This is a messenger RNA of Phodopus roborovskii (desert hamster), 5513 nucleotides long. It is a transcript of the gene Fem1c, whose product is annotated as fem-1 homolog C. The transcript is spliced from 3 exons. The coding region runs from base 337 to 2190 and encodes 617 amino acids. Gene Ontology annotation, molecular function: protein binding. The record is from RefSeq and is a predicted model, not a curated record. NCBI's taxonomy places the organism in Eukaryota, Metazoa, Chordata, Mammalia, Rodentia, Cricetidae.